AUGAAAGAACCACUCUUCCUCAGUACCCUCUUUUUAACCAUCAACUUGCAGACAUCUUCAUCACUAGAAGUACCUGCCAUGGUAAAUUGUCCUGUUGAAGAUUCAGCAGUCGAUGUCCUUUUUGCAAAUCCUGAAGACUGCAAUUCCUUCUACCAGUGCAGAAAAGGAGUUCCAAUUUUACUGCCUUGUCCCAACGAUUUGCAGUGGAACGAUGACAUCAAAUUGUGCGAUUAUCCAAUAAUAGACGGGUGCAAGGCUGGAAACUUGGUCAAGUCACCGAGAACAGCUGCCACUGAUUUUAUCCCCGAAAGCGUCAUAGAACGAUGCAAGAGGUCUGUUGAAGGAACAAUGUUGGCAGAUCCUGAAGACUGCGCGGGGUUCUAUGUAUGUUCUUCAGGAGUGCCUCACAAUAAGACAUGCAGCCCCGGUUUGUUGUACCACGAUUCUUUGCACGUUUGUGAUUGGCCGGAAAAUGUUGAUUGUUGCGAAAACGGAGGCGAAACUCCGGAAGUCACUGUUGCCCCUAAACCGGAUACUACUGUUGACCCGGAUAUACCAACAGAAUGCUCUCCUGAUGUGGAUUUCAUCCCCAACUUCGAAGACUGCUCAUCGUAUUACCAGUGCCAGGGUCAGGAAUUGAUUCUUCUGCAAUGUCCUGACAGCCUGUUCUGGAAUCAGGAUAAAGAGAUGUGUGAUUUUCCUGAAAACACCAAAUGUUAUAUAUUAUAAUUAGAAAUAGC
Messenger RNA from Ctenocephalides felis (cat flea), 740 nucleotides. RefSeq names its product peritrophin-1-like. Lineage: Eukaryota; Metazoa; Arthropoda; Insecta; Siphonaptera; Pulicidae. The coding region runs from base 1 to 729 and encodes 242 amino acids. The transcript has 5 exons. Gene Ontology annotation, cellular component: extracellular region. The record is from RefSeq and is a predicted model, not a curated record. Gene Ontology annotation, molecular function: chitin binding.